GUAUUUUCACUAAUAACAAAGUUACUAAUGGUGGACACUUAAUUUGGAUAACCCUGUAUAUGGCCUGUACCAUAUACUACAGGCUAACAGGCUUUACUCAUGUAAAAUAAAUGUAAAAAACAACCAAAUAAAGAUGUCAAUGAGUGUUAAUGUGGUGAGAAAGUAGGCAACCAUGAGAGCACCGCCGUAUGUCCUUGUAAGAAACAUGGCGGCAUAUGUCAUUCCGUCGAAUUGUUCUGAGUAGGCAGGCGUUCUUUCUGUGUCAUAUUUGUUCUUUCACCACGACAACAUGGCGACAUUAUUGUUGCUGGUUGAAUUACACUGAGUUAGCAUUCUCUCAGUGUAUAUUUUGUGGUUCUUUCCGUAUAACUUUCCUGGUUUUGUAACGCAGCCCGCCAAAAGCGUAGGUGAUGAAAUAGGAAGAAUGUUUAUAUAAUUAUAUAGAUUCGGUAAUCGUGUGAUGUAAAGUAGAUCCAGCAACUGCAAAAAAUCAGGUGCAGACUCAGCAGAUGUGGAAAAUCAGAUGAGUACUCUAUCCUUAUCGUGACUCUUUACAUUGUCACUUUCUGUGUGUGUGGGUGUUGUAGAUAUCUCUGGUUUUAAAGUAAUGGCAAGCUCUUCUGAUUCUUUCAUACCAAAAAAACCCAAAUAUACCUCAAAAUGCCAAUUUCCUUCAUGCUCUAAUAAACGCUAUUGGAAUGGAAGUGAUUCUAAACCGAAGAAAUUUUAUCGCUUCCCUAAGAGCCCCACUCGGAGGCAACUGUGGCAUGCUGCUUGUGGCUUAGCAUCCAGUGUGAAGUCGGAUCAUUUUCUUAUUUGUGGAGAUCACUUCUGUGUUUCAGAUCUUGCUUGUGUUCAAGAUCCUCAGUCCAGAUUGAAUUAUUCUGCAAUUCCAAAAGAUGCUCGAACUUCAGUACAGCCUCCAGACUAUUCAACUUCAAGUCUUGCAUUUUCAGAUAAGGAAGGUUCUGCUGUUCAAGAUCCUCAGUCAAGACUGAACUAUUCUGCAAUUCCAAAAGAUGCUCGAACUUCAGUACAGUCUCCAGACUAUUCAACUUCAAAUCUUGCAGUUUCAGAUAAGGAAUGUUCUCCUGUUCAAGAUCCUCAGUCAAGACUGAACUAUUCUGCAAUUCCUAAAAAUGCUCGAACUUCAGUACAGCCUCCAGACUAUUCAACUUCAAGUCUUGCAUUUUCAGAUAAGGAAUGUUCUGCUGUUCAAGAUCCUCAGCCAAGACUGAACUAUUCUGCAAUUCCUAAAAAUGCUCGAACUUCAGUACAGUCUCCAGACUAUUCAACUUCAAGUCUUGCAGUUUCAGAUAAGGAAUGUUCUGCUGUUCAAGAUCCUCAGUCAAGAUUGAACUAUUCUGCAAUUCCUAAAAAUGCUCGAACUUCAGUACAGUCUCCAGACUAUUCAACUUCAAGUCUUGCAGUUUCAGAUAAGGAAUGUUCUGCUGUUCAAGAUCCUCAGUCAAGACUGAACUAUUCUGCAAUUCCUAAAAAUGCUCGAACUUCAGUACAGCCUCCAGACUAUUCAACUUCAAAUCUUGCAUUUUCAGAUAAGGAAUGUUCUGCUGUUCAAGAUCCUCAGUCAAGACUGAACUAUUCUGCAAUUCCAAAAGAUGCUCGAACUUCAUUACAGUCUCCAGACAAUUCAACUUCAAAUCUUGAAUUUUCAGAUAAGGAAUGUUCUGCUGGUUCCUCACCAGACAUGUGCGAUUCUCUUUCAACAUCUGCUGAUAUGUCAUCUGGUUCUUUGAUAUCAAAAAAACCCAAAUAUUCCACACAGAAAUGCGAAUUUCCUUCAUGCCCUAAUGAACACAUUUGGAAUGCAAGUCAUUCCAGUCCCAAGAAAUUUUAUCGCUUCCCUAGGGACCCCAUUCGGAGACAACUAUGGCAUGCUGCGUGUGGCUUAGCAUCCAAUGUGAAGUCAGAUAAUUUGUUAGUUUGUGAAGACCACUUUCACCAUUCAGAUCAUUCUGGCAUUCAAGAUCCUCGGUCAAUAUUGAAACAUAUUACAAUUCCGAAAGAUAUGGCUCGAUCUUUAGUGCAAUCUCCAAACUCUUCAAGUUCAAAUGUUGCAUUUUCACAGAAGGAAAAAAAACCCAAAUAUCCUACACGGAAAUGCCAAUUUCCCUCGUGCCCUAAUAAACACUUUUGGAAAGCAAAUUAUUCAAAUCUCAAGAAAUUUCAUCGCUUCCCUAAAAACCCUGCUCAGAGACAACUAUGGCAUGCAGCUUGUGGCUUAGCACCCGAUGUAAAGUCAGAUAAUUUGUGUGUUUGUGAAGAUCACUUUCACCUUUCAGAUCAUGUUUGUGAUCAAGAUCCUCAGUCAAGAUUGAGAUAUUUUGCAAUUCCGAAAGAUAUAACUCAAACUACGGACUAUUCAACUUCAAAUCUUGCAUUUUCACAGAAGGAAUGUUCGGCUGGUUCCUCGGCAGACACGUGUCAUUCUCUUUCAACCUCUGCUGCAAGUAAUGUGUAUUUCUUGCCAGGGGAGCAGUCAAAUAUGACAAUUCUACAUGAUCACUCUUAUUUCUCUGAAUCCGAUUCUACGGUGAAUGAAAGAAGAAAAUGAAAAAGUUCGAGGCCUUUUUAUAGAAUACUUGCUGCUGUUUUUUUUUUUCUUUUCAUGCACCAGAAACCUGGCUGUGACAACGUACCCGACUUGGACAACUCUUUUACCUGGAUAGGAUAGAAUUAUAUGUUAUUUAGAUUGCCUGAAUUAUGUGUUAUCAAAAUACUGGAUUGGCAAAGAUCUGGUCGUUUGGGUGUUUCUUUUUUCUUAUGAUAUUUUGGAAUUGUCUUUCAGAAACCCAAUUAUAUUGUAGUAGAGCCAGCCAGUAUUUUGACGGUUGUAACUGCCACUAAUGUUAUGUAAAAAUACAUUUAUUGAUUUCAUGGUUAGACACGGCCAUAAGCAGCGACGUAUUGACUUUUUCAUGAGUACCUAUUACGAUAGAAUAACAGCUGAUUAUCUAGUAAUAUUUCAAAACUCCCCAUAUUAACACAUGAGACAUAAUUCUGAUGUAAUUCAGCUUCAGACAGCCGAUUUUUUUAUGAUUACUGUCAACGUUACAGACUAAUCCAAAUAUGUCACUUGCUGAUCAGCUGUUGACCUCAGUAGAUGUCAGAACGUGAUGGAUACACAUGAAAUAGGACUUAUAUUAAAAUUGUUAUUGUUCAAUUGCAGUUUGUAUUAUUAUAUAAUUUCAUCGUUUGGUUUGAGCCUGUUGUUUGUCUUUAUUCAGCAUUUUUGUUUGCUUACUACUAAGCUAAUAUUGACGUGCCAAAAAUGUAUGUUCAGUAACUGUUUUAACUAAAUCUAUCUUAAUAAAAAUAUGGACAUUGAGUUAGAAGCAGUGUUGUUGGAGAAUGGAGAUGAUGACGUUGAAUCCAUUAUACUAGACCACAUUUUAAGGAAUGAGUAUGAAAAAAGAGCAGAUGCAUUUACUUUGGACAGAUUAAAUGAUGAAGAGGUGGUGAAGAACUUUAGAUUUGAAAGACCCCACUUGCUAAGACUAAAAAAUGUAUCCAAUAAAAUAACUGCACGUGCAGGUGAUCAUAUUGAUGGACUAACAUCCCUAUGCCUUGUGCUGAAAAGGCCGUCAUAUCCUUGCCGUCUGACUGAUCUUGAAAGCUUUUUAUACAUGUCGCCUCAAAGACUCAAAUAAUAAGUAAGACAACAGAGGUACACUGCCUCAAAUACCAAAGUGUCCUCUGCUCAGAUGGAAUCGUUGCCUGUUUAAUUGGUGCAUUUUCCGGUCGAGGACAUGAUGCUGGGAUAUUAGGGGGAAUAAUACCUAGGAACAGUUGGAGCAGAAUUACAUUUUUGUAGAUGAAAAAUAUGUAUUUUACGAAGAUCAAGGCUAUGGUUUGAAUUGACUGAUAACACCAUUACCUCGAAAUCCAGCAUGAAUACCGCAUCAUUACCAUUUAUUCGACAGUUCCAUGAAAAAUCUUAGUCUCUGUAGAAUGGGGAUUUUUUAUAUGAACUGGACUUCUUAGCUAUGCUCACACCGGAUGGUCUGCUGGUCAAUCAUGCUCCUACAUCGAGUAGAACCAGCAAAUUUAGAACAGUAUUUUGGGGUUUAGUGUGUCUCCAUGUUUCAAGACCAAUUUUAUUUUUUUAUUUGUAUUAUAUCAUCAAUAUUGGAGCUCUAAGUGUGUCAUGUUUAGUUUUUAAUGAUCUCAAAAUUGUAUAGUUCAUUUAAUAGAGUAUGUUUUUAGUUUUUAUAGGUUUAUCUUUGUAAAUUUCCAUAAUGAUUAUCUGGAGUGUACACUUUUGUAAUAUAAAUAAAAC
This is a messenger RNA of Acanthoscelides obtectus, 4300 nucleotides long. The record is from the annotation of a GenBank genome assembly. NCBI's taxonomy places the organism in Eukaryota, Metazoa, Arthropoda, Insecta, Coleoptera, Chrysomelidae.